UGCCGGCGUGAAGGGAAAGUGACGUCACACAAGGAAGUGAAGCUUGCAUCGACAGCAAUUGUCAGCAUAGAGCAACAACUGCAGCUUCAACUAAGAUGAUCUCGCAGUCAUUUGCCGUGAAAAAGAACAAAAACCUGCAUUAAUGGAGCCCGAAAAUGUUGCACUGAAAGAUCGCUAUUUAUAACUCCGAGAUGACUCAGCAGUGGCUUGGAUUCCUGGGUUUUUGGCCUUAUGAAAUACGGCUUUGUUUUCUAUGACUUUAGGGUUGUAACAAUAACAUGAAUAACUAAAUAUUUUUUUUCACGACACAUUUUUAUAAUACGACCAUUGAAAAGCAGUACAGACAAUGUCACUGGGUGAACAGUCUCAAAAGUGGUUUCCAACUCAUGUCCAAGCCACGGUUCUUCAAGCUUCUGGUUUACAGCCAAAGGGCAAAAAUGGCACCAAUGAUGCAUAUACUAUCAUCCAGCUGGGCAAAGAAAAGUACUCCACAUCAGUGGCAGAGAAGACACUAAACCCUGUCUGGAGAGAAGAAGCUUCCUUUGAGCUGCCUGGGUUACUUUUGGAUGGCAACCCAGAAGUCUAUGAGCUAUGCUUCAUUGUUAUGCAUCGGUCCUUGGUCGGGCUGGACAAGUUCCUGGGUCAGAGGUCCAUCAACCUCAACGAAAUCUUUGACAACAAGCAGCGGCAUAAAACUGACUGGUAUACCUUGCAGUCCAAGCCAUCAAAGAAGCUCAAGGAGCGAGGACGCAUCCAAGUCAGCAUCCAGUUCAUGCGGAAUAAUAUGACCGCCAGUAUGUUUGACCUCUCCAUGAAAGAGAAGCCCCGCUCGCCUUUUUCGAAACUUAAGGUGAAAAUGAAGGGUCGCAAACACGACAGUGACACGUCUUCAGCCAUACUACCUCGCUCUGCGGCAUGCGACUUGGACCCAAACUAUCAUUCGCAAGCACGAGCCCAGCCUGAAAGCAAGCCGAAGAGGUCGCUACUCUCUGGGGCCCAGAAACUCUCUGCGGCCCAUUCCAUGUCCGAUCUCAUUGGGACCCACUUUCGACCCAAACUGGACUCAAUGAAUUCCAUUGAAGAAACCGCUGGUCCUCACAGGCGUUCCCAGAGCGAGGUACCAGGCCUCCAAGACAACGAGGCACACAGUGACCCUUUUACUGAUAUCAGUGACAACCUGCCACAAAAGUAUGCCACGCUCCCACGCAACCGCAACCCAUUCGAGGCAGAGCAAGGGCAGCUGUGGGACAAGUCCAAAGAGAAAAAGGAGAAGAUCAGCCUCCUGGAACGCAUGACUGGAAAGAAGGAUGGUCGCAAGACCAGCAACGGGGGUCGCUCGGGCAGUUCUGGAGACCUGCGAUCCCCGAACCCUUUUGGUGGAGACUUGCAAGUACCCGCUAACCCUUUCAGCAACUACAAAGCAAGUGACAAAAGGUCGACGGGAAAUGAAGACCUUACCCUGGGCCAAGGGAGCAGGGAGAGCCACGCCUCGAAAAACGAAGCGAUGCAGCGGAAUGCGGCACCCUAUAGAAACUUGUCCUUCGAGGAAGUGGUACAGGAACUCAUCAAGCAGAAAGAAGUGGUGAAGAAGAAAGACGCCCACAUCAGGGAGUUGGAGGACUACAUAGAUAACCUGCUGGUACGUGUCAUGGAGGAAACACCAAGCAUACUGCGGACACCUUACGAGCCUAAGAAAAGGGCAGGUAAACUCAAUAAGAAGUGAAAAGUGCCGACGAUUGACUACGAUGAAAACCAGUGGGGCAGUAGAUAGAAUAGAACACAAUUUUGUUUUUUCAUUAAAUCCAAUUACAUAUUUCCAUCUGUUAAACGUGACCAAUACUGUGCAUUUUUUCGGUACGUCAACCAAAUGACUCAUUUGUGUGCAUUUAAAUCAAAAUUUCCGUUUCAUUUUUGCACCGGUGAGGCAACGUUCUUCCUGUCGCACACUUGGCUUCUAUCUAUGAGGUUCAAACGAAACCCGAAUUAUGUUUACUAGAAGGUGCGGAAUUAAAAAGCGAUUGUAAUGAAACCGUUUGUAACACUUGCGUUUACACUCGAGCACACAUCUUAAGCCUGCUACCGUUUAGUCAGAGCUGUGUCCUCACAUUUGCUAUCCUCUCUUGCUUAUCAAUGAACAAAGUCUACAUUCUUAAUCCUCAAUUGCGCAUAGUUUUGUUUUAAUUGUGAAGACUAUCAUUUAAGGGUGAAAUCAUUGAACUGGAAAUAAAGUGCAAUAAUCCUAAUUGAAGCAUUUUGCUGGAUGUUAUGCUGGAAUGGAAUUCCAUAAUGUCAUUCUGUCUCACCUUUGAAUGACGUUGGGGAAUGUUUUUUUUUAUUUGUUACUCACAUCCUUUACAAUCAAAAGUACGAUUGAUGAUAGCGAAACUCUGUUACAUUUGAAUACUAAUGUAUUAAGUACUAUAUGUCAGAUUGCUACUGCAUCCAAAUGAGUUCUUUGGUUUUACACUGGUACAAAACGGUUUGUAUUAUGGAUUUGUACAACUAUGUGUAAUCCUAAUCUGUGGAAAUUGUUUUUUUUUUUUUUUGUAUGUAGGCUAUGUAUUGUAUCACCAGCCCGUUUCUUUGUGUAUCCUCCAAACGCAAUCAAUAUCAUAAUGUCUUCCCUCCAAAGUCAGUAAGCACCGAAUUUGUAGGCAUAAACUCAUUUGACGCUGCAUUUUCAUCAAAUUCAAUUUAAAUGACACUGCUGAUUCUAAUCAGAGCAAAAUGAUGACCUCAGCACAUAUUUUGUGUGCGGAAAAGUUACAAUAAAGGCGUAUGCACUUAUCUUUAGGUUUACAUUGGGGAAGUAGCUGCGGUAUUGAAGCAUGUGUUGUAUCGGCAAAAGCCAAAGUUACAUUUGACAAUUCGAUUCUCCUUCUUCUCAUUCCUGCUGGAGGUGUUCCAACUUUGCUACAUAUGAUACCAAAUUCACAGGUGAAAUUGUGUUUGUUGUGGCAAGCAAUGUCAUUUUCUGCUGCCAUUUUAAGUCCUUAUUUGACCUGAAUGUAUUUGGUUUCGUACAGAAAGCCAAACUCUUUUAUUAGUGAAUGUAUUUCACUUGUGUCAUAUGUAGAAGAUCAACAAUGUUGCCUUUCAAUUAUUUUCUACUUCCAAAUAGGCAUGGGAUGAUUUUCCUUUCUGAUGGUAUGGAGAAAAAUAUUGUAAUAUUAGCGUAUUAAAAUCAUACCUCUAAAAAGAUUUGAACAUGGAACCCAAUUUAUUUUAAAACUGUUACAACUCGGCCCUCCCCUCUGUGCUCAGCUGCAAGCAGCCAAUCGUAUUGUGCCCUUGAAAAAAGACAAAGUUUUAGUGGAAAUUGAUAUCUUGACUAUUUAAAAUCACGGUAAACCAUCAAACAGGUACAAUCGUCCCAUGCCUAGUUCCAAAGAAAACUUUCUUUUUUUUACUACACAAUUGCGGUAUAAUGGUGGCAAGCUGCAUGUACGAUUUAAACAAUAGCCCAUUUUAGCAUGUAUACUGUACUUAAAAUGUAGAUCAUUUCCAUUUAGGAAAAUCCCCUCACUGAUUGCCUUCUAAUGUAUGCUCUAGUUUGACCUCUCGUCACACACUCGUUCCUACUUAACUGCUUUAAGCGUGUACGCGUAGUUAGCAAGUUGAAAUGGACCUUACCUCCGCGCUUGUUAUAUUCCUAUUGUAUUCAAUCUUUGUAACGUCACACCCCUUUAUUUAGUUGAUUUAUAGGUCACUUUUCAUUUUAUUGUGCUUUAAAAUAUCCGAAAAGGCAUCCACUGUGGAUUUCUAAUUGUAGAAAAUCCCCCACCUAUUAUUCAUUCAAUGUAAUCGUCACACUGCGAUAUAAAAUUCAUUCUCAGGAAUUCAAAUUAUUUUACAGCUCAGGCAUGUUUAUUACUAAAGAUGAUCCUACAAGCCUAAUAGAUUCCUAUCCAUGUGAUAGACAACAUGUAAUUUAUGUUUAUUCCCACCAGGUGCCUGCAAAGUGAAGGCACACAGCAGCUAUCUGCUCUAUUCAAAUGAUGAAAUAUGAAUACUAAAGAUGAGAUACAUUAAACAUUGAACACAUUUGGACGCUGAAGGGGAUUUAGUUCACAUGAGAGAAAGCAAUUGUGUCGAAAUGAAUUCAUUUUGACUGUCUUUUUCUUUUUUUUGCCUUUUAGCUUGAUUGCAACAUUUGCUUUAUGCUGUAAUAUAAUUUGGUCCUUUGGUAGAUGUCAAACGGCUGUACGUAAAUCUAAAAUGAAGAGCAUUUUUAAAUCAUUUACUAGCUCCACACUGAAAGGGGGUGACUAUCAUUACUAUACUUCUUCUUAGCAGCUUCUUUGCAUAAUAUUUUCCAUCCAACUCAGCGCGGCUUUUUGAAUAUGCAAAACAUUAAAUAUGCUCCGAGGUGAUGUUUCCUAUAAAAUCCGCUACUAUUUUACACAGCAAUUAAGAAUCAGGCUCAUGGACAUGUCUGAUUCAUGUGUAGAAUUGUUCUUGGUUGAUUAAGUUUGGAUGAAGCUGAACUAGUGGUGAGAAUUUUUUUUUUUCCCGCACUGUUCGACAGUUUUACACAGACUGUAUAAAUUUGAGCAACUCCUAAAUAUGUCCUUUGUUAACCCCCCCCCCCCCAAAAAAAAAACAUCCCUAUGCCUUCUUGUAUAACUGGCAAAAUCUAAUUUCAAUUUGUCUUAUUAAACACAACUGCUUGUACAGCGUGUAAAGUUGACCUCCCUGAAAGGUCGGAGUUGUAGUAAACUGACAUAUUACAUUAAUAUUUGCCUUCAGUGGCCAGUUUGAGGUUUUUAAACCAGCAUGUUUGGAAACAAGGUUGUAUUGAUUUUUUUUUUGGGGGGGGGGGUGGGGGUGCAAGGGGAUUUAAGAACACAAUUGUUUUGUUUUUUUAAGCUUUGGGCAAAAGUAGGCUCAUUGAGAAAUGCUGACUGUAUGUCAAGUGCCAAUUGUCUCCUUCAAAAGAAUACUUGUACUUUAUAAUUAAAUAAAAAUCAUUGAAAGCAACAUUAUUACUACUGCUGUAAUUAAAUUCCAAAAGUACUCUGGAUGUUUUGAAAGGCAAGAUUGUACUGUCCUUUUCAAUAAAGUCGCACUAAAUCCUCCUGA
Molecule: messenger RNA, 5082 nt
Organism: Syngnathus typhle (broad-nosed pipefish)
Lineage: Eukaryota; Metazoa; Chordata; Actinopteri; Syngnathiformes; Syngnathidae
Product: rab11 family-interacting protein 2
Exons: 6
Coding region: 347-1723 (458 amino acids)
Biological process (GO): regulated exocytosis
Cellular component (GO): endosome; phagocytic cup
Molecular function (GO): small GTPase binding
Source: RefSeq, a predicted model, not a curated record